AUGGGAGCGGUGAUAUCAGAGUGUGGCAUCCAUGUUUUAAGCGUGUCUGAGUCACACAACUUCUGUAAAACCUGCAUCACUGAACACUGGAAUAUUAAUGUCCUGUGUCAGUGUCCCAACUGUGAAGAGGUUUUCAACACAAAACCUGAGCUGCAGGUCAACACUUUCAUCUCUGAGAUGGCUGCUCAGUUCAGACAGUCAGCUCAACAGAAAGCCAGCAGCAGCAGCUCAGAGCAACAAGCUGCCAAACCAGGAGAAGUUCCCUGUGAUGUCUGCACUGGAACCAAACUGAAGGCCCUGAAGUCCUGCCUGGUGGGUCUGGUGUUUGUCUUCAUGCUCUGGAUGGUUUUCGACAACAAGACACACGAUGCUGAAAUCCAGAAGAGACGACUGAAGAUUGAGGAGAUCAAACGCUCAGUGGAGCUCAGUAAGGAAGAUGCAGACAGAGAGAUAGCAGGUGGUGUUCAGGUCUUCAGCGCUCUGAAGGAGUCUGUUGAGAGAAGCCAGGCCGAGCUCAUCGACACGAUCAAAGAGAAGCAGAGAGAGACAGAGAAACAGGCUGAAGGCUUCAUCAAAGAGCUGGAACAGGAAAUCUCUGAGCUGAAGAAGACAAGCUCUGCUCCACCCACCAAAAACUGGACAGAAGUCAGCGUCCGUCCACCUUCAUAUGAGGGGACUGUGAGGAGAGCUGUGAAUCAGCUGGAGGAGACGCUGAGUGAACAGAUGAAGAAGCUGCUGGAGGCCGAGCUGAAGAGGGUCCAGCAGUAUGCAGUGGAUGUGACCCUCGAUCCUGAUACAGCACAUCCCUACCUCAUCCUGUCUGAUGAUGGAAAACAAGUACUUGAUAGUGAUGUAAAGAAGAAUCUUCCGGACAAUCCAGAGAGAUUUAAUCAUGUUGUUGUUGUCUUAGCAAAGCAGAGUUUCUCUUCAGGAAGAUUUUACUACGAAGUUCAGGUUAAAGGGAAGUCUAAGUGGACUUUAGGAGUGGCCAGAGAGUCGAUGAAAAGGAAGGGAAAAAUCACAGCGACUCCUCAGAAUGGUUACUGGACGAUAUGUUUGAGGAAUAAAAAUGAGUACUACGCUGGCCCUGAUUUUCGUCUCUCCACGGAGUCUCGGCCUGAGAAGGUGGGGGUGUUUGUGGAUUAUGAGGAGGGUCUGGUCUCCUUUUAUGAUGUUGAUGCUGCAGCUCUUAUCUACUCCUUUACUGGCUGCCGCUUCACUGAGAAACUCUACCUGUUCUUUAGUCCCAGUCUUAAUGAUUGUGGUGAAAACUCUGCCCCUCUGAUCAUCUCUCCUGUCAGAGUGGAAUAA
Messenger RNA from Micropterus dolomieu (smallmouth bass), 1311 nucleotides. Its product is annotated as E3 ubiquitin-protein ligase TRIM21-like. The coding region runs from base 1 to 1311 and encodes 436 amino acids. The transcript has 2 exons. Gene Ontology annotation, molecular function: protein binding. NCBI's taxonomy places the organism in Eukaryota, Metazoa, Chordata, Actinopteri, Centrarchiformes, Centrarchidae. The record is from RefSeq and is a predicted model, not a curated record.